Molecule: messenger RNA, 1311 nt
Organism: Pisolithus orientalis
Lineage: Eukaryota; Fungi; Basidiomycota; Agaricomycetes; Boletales; Pisolithaceae
Product: phosphatidylserine decarboxylase family protein
Exons: 2
Coding region: 1-1311 (436 amino acids)
Biological process (GO): phosphatidylethanolamine biosynthetic process
Cellular component (GO): mitochondrion
Molecular function (GO): phosphatidylserine decarboxylase activity
Source: RefSeq, a predicted model, not a curated record
AUGGGCAAAGCCAAAAUCCGGUUUAACCUACGCCGCCUGCGGGCCCACUACCAUUUCACUCCUGGCCAACCGCAAGUUUAUACUGCCCGUGCAUUGAACCCUAUAGUACAAGAAUUCAAAGAAUACAUUGAGCGGGAGGGUGUCGUCUACGCUGCAUUCAACCAAAUGUUCGAGCAAGCUCCGUCGCCUCAGAACGAGGACCAAGCAAAGAUCGAAGACUAUGUGGACUUGAUGGAGAUGAUCGACACGCAGUUGACGGCAGCACCCAGUUAUGGCGGAGGCGCGAGUGAUAUGGCGGCCGCCGUCCCCUAUUACGCUAUCAUUUCGCGUUUCUGUAACACUCCUGCGGGCUACAGCGCGUUCACUGACCCUGGAGUCAAUGAAAGACUUGGCAGGGUGUUCAACGCAUGGAACGAAUACCUCAGGUCGGUGGACUCCACCGACGUCAUUUACGAUGGAGAGGGCGGCUGGCUCAGUACCACAGCGCUCAAUGCUAUGGUCCAGCAUGCUGGUGGAGACCCUGGACAGGAUACGUUUGACAACUUCUACGUUUGCGAUACCACUGAUCCUCACUACGGUUUCAAAUCCUAUGACGAGCUCUUUGUCAGGGAGUUGAAAGCCGUCCACCGUGCUGUAGUUUCCCCUGAUGACACGGCGAUCGUCAACUCCGCAUGCACGUCUACGGUCUACGAGAUUUACUACAACCUUAAGAAGACAGACAGAUUCUGGAUCAAAGAUACCCCCUACUCCCUCAACCACAUGCUUGCUGAGGACGAUCUUGUUGACACAUUCGUCGGCGGGACUGUUAUCCAGGCUAUGCUUGCAUCUCUCGACUACCACCGUUGGCGCAGUCCCGUAGACGGCACCGUCGUGAAGACGCGCCUCAUUUCGGGUUUGACGCAUCCUAACCCACCACCAACCUACUACGCUGCUUGCUUGGAUGAUGUCCAAGACGAUUUUGACGUCAUUACUCGCUCGCAGGACUUCGUCACGGCCAUAUCUACUCGUGCUUUGAUCUUCAUCCAAGCCGAGGAUCCCGUUGGCUUGAUAUGCUUUGUGGGUGUUGGCUUGUGCGAAGUGUCGACUUGCGAAAUUACCGUCAAGGAGGGUCAAGUGCUCAAGAAGGGCGAUCAGCUGGGCAUGUUCCAUUUCGGAGGAUCUACCCACUGCCUCGUCUUUGGUGGUGACGUGACUGUGACGCAAAUCAUGCAGCCAGGCAAGGACGACGACGGUAACGACACCGAAGUGCCAUUGGUGGGAUCGAAGGUGCGGGUCGGCAAAGACAUCCUCACGGUCUCAAAGCAGACUUGA